CGGUCGUUGGUGUCUCUCCGGCUUUGUUAAUUAACUGCUCACUUUGUCAACAAGGCCACCGACCUCUGGGUACUAUGAAAACCUACGUGCUAAUAUUUAAAAAACCGAUAGGAUAAACAGUGCUAACGUGCUAGCUGUAGCCUGUUAGCGACCAAGUGCCAGCGGCGGAUGGACGGAGCUCAGUCUCCGCUGAUGGUCGCUCAGGCUCGGCUAGCUGGUCGGUUAGCCGGUUAGCUACCGCUGGCUGUUCUUUGUGGAAGGGGGGGAGACAACACAGACAAGCUAAUGUUCACUCACGGGCAUGUCGGUUAGCUAGAUUAGCGUCACUGCACAAAGACGAUAGCUACAUUUAAACUGUGGAGAUUAAUCUGCUGACAUGUUUUGAUCUAUGGAGCCAACACAGCAACAUACAGAAUCUAGCUAUCUGUUGCUAGCAGGCAGCUCACGGUGAUGGUUGUUUGGGCUGUUUUGUCAUCAUCUUCACCUGGCUUCAAUAGUAUUUUAGUAUUAAAAACGUUAUUUGUCUUUCUUUGCAUUAACGGAACAAUAAACUGGCGUAUGUUACACUUCUGCUGGAGCAGCUGUUGUACCGCCACCUGUCUAUAAUUUAGUUUUAGUGGAAUAGAUGUAGAUACUAUUUCUUUCUCAUUACGACAGUUGACUAAACAUCCACCGGGUCUCGUUUUAUUGUCAGAUGAUUGUUUGUCACCGUUUCAUUUGGUUUUCGCUUCGGUCUUUUAUCACAUUGAAUUGUUACUGUCGCCUUGGUACAUCAGUGCUAGCCUAAUAAAACGGGAGCUAAAAUGAAACACGGUUCUCCUGAAUAAUUCAGUAGUUAAAUGUCCUUCCGCUGAGCAGGAUAGUCCUCGAACUGAAGUGAUUGCUCUUCACGACAUGACAGUCCUCCAUGGGAUCCCCGAGGCGGGUUGUAAAGACGUGAUGACGUUACCGGGAGAAGCUGAUGGAGUCCCUGCUCCUCCUCUCACACACACACGGGGGCCGCAUGAGGAGGACACAGAGCACUGACAUGACACACUGAACUGGACAGAAACGCUACGAACAUCAACUGGAACCUGGGUUUGUUUUUGAUCACAUGACUGGAGUCUGCAAUCUUCCACAGUGGAUUUCUAAAUCCUUACCCGGUACACUCUCGUAUGUUGCCUUGUCAUUUAAACAUCACCAACAAGGCAGCUCACGUGAUCAAACGCAUCACAAUGACUUGAAUGAGUGCCUUUUUUGUUGUGUAUGCAGCCCAUUCAGCUGUAUGACAUCUUCAACAUAGCUUCGCUAAAGAAGUCCACAGUUUCGUGACCUCAUUUGUACUUUUUUGGGAAGUGUUCACUGAUCACCUUUUUAAUCGUUAUUGCAAAUCACCGAGCUAGCCGAGGGAAAGCGCGAGUACUAUGCACCGUUGUCGCUAUCUCACAUCUGACACUGAACCAGUGACUUCAGCGGAGGAGAGGCUCUCAUAACGGUACCGACCCCUCCGAAGAACCCCCGACCUCCCUCUGGGUAUUUUUUAUUUUCUUCUUUUAUCUACGGGGGUGUGGAGAGCUGCAGGGAUGUUCGCCGCUGUGGAGCACGGCCCGGUCCUCUGCAGCGACUCCAACAUCCUGUGCUUGUCCUGGAAGGGCCGCGUGCCCAAGAGCGAGAAGGAGAAGCCGGUAUGCAGGAAGCGCUACUACGAGGAGGGCUGGCUCGCUACCGGGAACGGUCGAGGAGUCGUCGGGGUCACGUUCACGUCCAGCCACUGCAGACGGGACCGGCCCACCCCGCAGAGAGUCAACUUCAACCUCAGAGGACACAACAGCGAGGUGGUCUUGGUGCGAUGGAACGAGCCCUUCCAGAAACUGGCCACCUGUGAUACAGACGGAGGGAUCUUUGUUUGGAUCCAGUAUGAAGGCCGCUGGUCCGUGGAGCUGGUCAAUGACCGUGGAGCGCAGGUGAGUGACUUCACCUGGUCCCAUGAUGGUACCCAGGCUCUUAUCUCCUACCGGGAUGGCUUUGUACUGGUGGGAUCCGUCAGCGGGCAGAGACACUGGUCCUCUGAGAUCAACCUGGAAAGCCAGAUCUCUUGUGGUAUCUGGACCCCCGAUGACCAGCAGGUGUUGUUUGGUACUGCAGAUGGACAGGUGAUAGUGAUGGACUGCCAUGGGCGCAUGCUGGCCCACAUUCUGCUGCAUGAGUCGGAUGGCAUCGUCGGUAUGUCCUGGAACUAUCCCAGUUUCCUGGUGGAGGACAGCAGUGAGAGCGACACAGACUCUGACGACUACUCCCCACCGCAAGUGUACAGCCAGAAACCACUGUUAACAGUCAGCUUCACUUCUGGAGACAUCAGCCUGAUGAACAACUAUGACGACCUCACUCCCACCCUCAUCCGCACCGGUCUGAAAGAUGUGGUGGUCCAGUGGUGCUCGCAGGGGGACCUCCUUGCAGUGGCGGGGAUGGAGAGGACCGUCCUCUCCAACGAGCCCUCCUGUCUUCCCACCACCAGGAACGCACUCGUUAAGUUCUACAACGUUCGGGGUGAACACAUCUACACACUGGACACACCAGCACAGCGCCCCAUCACUACGCUGUGUUGGGGUCACCGGGACUCUCGUCUGUUCUUGGCGUGUGGCUCGGCGCUCUACGUGGUGCGAGUGGAGCACCGCGUCGCCAACCUGCAGCUACUCUGCCAGCAGGGCAUCGCCACAGCAGUGAAGGAGGAGAAAGACGUUGCCAAGCUCACCAUGCCUUCCCGCCUCUGUUCUUACGUCACAACUGCUUUUGUCCCAACCAUCAAGCCCCCCAUCCCUGAUCCCAACAACAUGCGUGAUUUUGUGAGCUACCCAACAGCUGGAAACGAGCGUCUGCACUGUACCAUGAAGCGUACGGAAGAUAACCCCGAGGUGGGGGGGCCGUGCUACACUCUUUACCUGGAGUACCUCGGAGGGCUGGUGCCGAUCCUCAAAGGUCGUCGAAUAAGUAAACUGCGUCCAGAGUUUGUCAUUAUGGACCCCAAGACAGAUGGGAAAACAGAUGAGAUGUACGGCAACAGUCUGAUUACUGCCAUGAUCGACAGCUGUAACUGCUCAGACUCCAGUGACAUUGAGCUGAGUGAUGACUGGGUUGGCAAGAAGUCUCCAAAGAUAUCCAGGGGUAGCAAAUCCCCCAAACUGCCCAGAGACUUAGUUUGUCCCUUUACCAACAGGAUCAACAUUGAUCCCAGAAAAUCGCCCAAACUAUCUCGCACUACACAAGAGAUAUCCAGGUCACCGCGGUUACCUAUACGAAAACCCUCAAUUGGGUCACCGAGUCUAACACGGAGGGAGUUUCCUCUAGAUGACAUCACUCAGCAAAAUUACCUUGCUCAGGUCACAUCCAAUAUUUGGGGAACAAAGUUUAAGAUUGUGGGACUCUCCGCAUUCUUGCCAACUAAUCUUGGUGCAGUCAUCUAUAAGACAAGCCUCCUCCAUCUACAGCCCAGACAGAUGACCAUCUACCUGCCAGAGGUGCGUAAAGUCUCUAUGGACUACAUCAAUCUGCCCGUCUUCAGCCCCAAUGUCUUCAGUGAGGAUGAAGACGACCUGCCCGUCACGGGCCCUGCUGGUAGCACCGAUGACAACCCGCCCUGCACGGUCAACAUACCUAUUGCCCCCAUCCAUAGUCCCGCCCAGGCCAUGUCCCCCGCCCAAAGCAUUGGACUGGUCCAGUCACUUCUAGCCAAUCAAAAUGUUCAGCUGGAUGUCCUAACGAAUCCCACAGCCACCCCUGCUGGGGCCUCUGCUGGUGGGUCAGACCAAAGCCAGGACACCAUCCUGACAGCCCAGUACACAGUUCCCACCAGGUACACCAAUCCUGGUCAGGUCAUCUUUGGGGGACUAGAAAUGAGUCGCCUAAUGGUGGGACCCCCACCUUCUCAUCAUCCUUCACAACAACCGCAACAACAGCCAAGCCACCACCAUCAACAACAGCAGCAGCAGCAGCAGCAACAACAACUACUACAACACCAACAACAUAUUCAGCACCAGCACCAACAGCUUCAGCACCAACAGCAACUCCAACAGCAGCAGCAGCAGAUACUCCAGCACCAACACUUACAACAGCAGCAGCAGCUUCAGCAACAGCACAUUCAGCAGCAGCUCCAACACAUGCAGCAGCAGCAUCAACAUCAGCUCCAGCAGCACAUACAACAACAGCAACAACUACAACAGCAGCAUCAACAAAUUCAACACCAACUGCAGCAACAAAUACAUCAACAGCAAACACAGCAGCAGCAUCAGAUGCAACAACAACAACAGCAGCAGCACCAUCAACAUCAGCAGCAGCAGUUUCAGAUUCAAAUCCCUGUUCCUUCUAUGUCAUCUGUGCUCCAGCAGGGGGCGCUGCAGAUACAGAUCCCUCAUCCACCUGCGGAAUUACUGCUUGAGAGAGCAGUGGGGGGUGAACAUGAGCACCUACUGAAAAUCAAAACCACUCGGUCAACUCCACAGCUGGCUGAGGGUGAUACAGUGGUGUUCAGUGCCCCUCUAGAGCUCAGCAAGAUGAACCCCCCACCCCCUUACCCUGGGACAGUGGCUGCCGCAGUGGCUGCAGCGGCGGCUGCUGCUGCUGCAGCAUCAGCCGCCGCUGCAGCCUCCAAUGCUGCAUCUGGAACAGGAGGGAGCACCAGUGGGACUCCUCCCCCUGGGGACCUUUGUCUGAAGAAGGGAGAGUUAUCACUUUAUCCUUCAGGUCAGCAGCAAGCGCAGUACCCCACACCACUGGGAUAUGAGAGGAUAACGACGUUUGACAGCAGUGGGAAUGUGGAGGAAGUAUGUCGUCCUCGAACGCGCCUUGUCUGCAAUCAGAAUGUUUACACACUCCAGGGACCUGGCAGCUCUGCCACUCUCAGGGUCACCUCCUCCUCCUCCUCAUCCUCCGCCUCACAAGACAAGAAGAUCCAGCUUCCCUACACCUCUGCAACACUCAACAGACUCACUGCACCUCGCUAUUCCAUACCCAGUGGAGACCCGCCCCCAUACCCUGACCCAGCCAAUCAGAACAGCGCUGUCGGCAGGAACCCUGGACAGAGGCUUGACAGCAGUCUGAUCCAUGCCACUCUCAGGAGGAACAGCCGAGAGGCCGCUCUCAAAGUUUCCCAGAUGCUGGAGCCGCCCAGACCAUUGCCUCCUAAGGCUAAAAAUAAUAGUGCACUAGCAGCCUCGUUCCAGCAGAGGGUGCCAACAGCCUUAUACACCUGCAGUCAGUGUAGCAGUGGAUCUAGUGUUGGAAGCACUGCCCCAGGGAGCACUAACGGAAUAGCAGGAGGAACUAUUAUCAGACAGGAUUUCCCUCCAGGGAAUGGGGCGCCACACAGCACAGUUAUUGUUCACUCCAACAGCACUACUCCUCUGGCCUCCCAGUCCUCUUACAGCCUGCUGAGCGCUCUUGAAGGAUCUGGUUCUUCAGCAGCAGGAGGAGGAAGUAACAGAGACAGGGGUGAUUAUGUAAAUUCAGCAUUUAGUGAGGAUGAAAGCCUGAACCAGUCACUGAGGAAUCUGGCGCUAGGAGGAAAUGAUGCACCAGGGCUGGUUGUCAAACGCCCACCUCCCUAUCAGUGGGACCCAGCUGCCACGGAGGAGGUGUGGGUUCCUCAGGAACGGACAGCAGCGCUGAAUCCCACCGGACCCCCCGGACCCCACAAACCACCCCCACUUAUUCUUAGCCCAGCUCAGCACUUGGAUCUGUCCAGGCUGCCUUUUGUCCUUUCUCCAAAGUCCCCCACCAGCCCAAGUGCUGCAUCAUUUCAAGCUGCUGCAGCAGCUGCAGGCUACCAAAUCUCUCUCCAGUACCCUCCAACAACUGCCUAUUCUGGAGCCCAGCUACAGCCCAUGCCGGGGUCACCAUGCCCCUGCUCUUCCCCAAAGGAGAUGGUGGCACCUGUACCCUUCUCACAACAGGAGGCAACCCUUGUAUUACCGCCUGGUUACACUGCAAACCUUGCAAACCUAGCCUGUUGCCCACCCAUGUAUCCAGGAGGAAGUGCUUGUUCCGGGCUCCCCAUUCCCCCUAUUUCCCUUCACACUCCUUGGGGUACCUAUAAUUCUUGCCCGCCUAUGCCCAGUCCUGCAGUGCCACUACCACCCAAAGCCUCCCACAUGGCCAUAGACAAAAAGGUCCUUUCGCCGCCGCCUCCUCCACCACCACCCCCACCGCCACCACCAGCAGAGCUGCAGAGCCAUGGAGGAUUACAAGAGGCCAUGGCAGAGGCUGGGGAAGGUUUUCAGGAGGUACUCUCCUUGACUGAGAGCCCCGUCCCACAGCGGUCCGAGAAGUUCAGCAAGAAGAACCGCAAGCGGGUUGAUGGGCGCGCUGAGGAGGCUAACGUGCCACCUUUGGCUGAAGGGAGCAAAUUGAAAAAGGAGGGCCGAGCUUUGGGUGAUUUCAACUCACUCAUCUCAAGUCCGCGGCUGGGAGGAAGGGACAAGAAGAAGCUUAAGGGACAGAAAGAGCAGCAGUUGAAGACCAAGAAGCUGAAUAAAGCUACUGCCAAUAGCGAGUUCCAAGACAGUUCAGAAAGUGAGCCAGAGCUGUUCAUCAGUGGAGAUGAGCUGCUCAAUCAGUGCCAGAGUGGUAAGAAGGGUUGGAAGACCAAGAGGAACAUGAGGGCUGCCAGUGAGCUGGACGAGAUCAAGUGUCGAAAGGCCAACGAGAAGGAGGACCGAGGGCUGGGCAGCCAGGGCUUUGUGUACGUCAUGGCCAACAAGCAGCCACUGUGGAAUGAAGCCACGCAGGUCUACCAGCUGGACUUUGGUGGGCGCGUCACACAGGAGUCUGCCAAGAACUUCCAAAUUGAACUGGAGGGCAGACAGGUGAUGCAGUUCGGCAGGAUUGAUGGCAAUGCCUACAUCCUGGACUUUCAGUAUCCCUUCUCUGCUGUGCAGGCCUUUGCAGUGGCUUUAGCCAAUGUUACUCAACGCCUCAAAUGAGGGGUCCCCUCCCUCUUUACCCUGAGUUCUAUCUGGGAUUUUAAACGCAAUCUGUUGAAGGGACAGUUGUUUCAUUUGAGAUUAAUAGACUUUGAUUUUGGUGAGAACACUUAAAUCAGCCCUGGUUAUAGAGAGAGAUACAAUCAUGCUGCACUACACAAUGCUGCCACUAGAGUUGGUGCAAUAAGCAUUUGCUGCAUUCGCCAAGGACGCCCUCCGAUCUGCUCCAUUUGGCAGUCAGUGGCACCUUGCAGUGCAUGUAGGGCCAAAGAGCUGAGCUUUGGUAAUCGUCAUGCAAAUAAAUGCUGCUUUAGCUAGAAGAAGCUUAUAGACAUAACCGAUCGGUUAACUGAGAGAAUAAGGUGCAGUUUUCAAAAGAAGCAGCAGUAAUACUUGAAAACCACACUCUGGAGAUCACCGUUGUGUUUUUCCGAGAGCGCACAGGUACUACUGGGCACUGAAAUCCAUUGCUGUACAAACUUCAGUGAAACAGUUCCCACUUUAUUAUACUGCUUUUGCUUUUAGGAUUUUAUUAAAUGACUCAACAUCGUGGAGGGUGGGAGGUUAUUUUUGUUUUUGCUCUCUGCCAUUCCUUUUGUUACUCUCUCAGUCCAUCUUGGUGGGAAUUGAGGCUUAGAUAUAUGCAUCAUUUAGGAGCACUACUAAGAGGUCACACAUUUCACUGUAGUCAAAGGUGUGUCACUGUUAAAAACUGGGGCAGGUCAAGUAGUAAAUAUAGAUAAGUUGAACUGCAAUCUUUUCCAUAUAUUUUCCUGGGACGCUGAAGGAAGAAGUGUUACUCUGCUACAUGGAUUAAUUUAUAUGUACAUUUUGUUCCUUAUCUAUUCAGAUAUGAAUUUUAACAUUAUUGUCAUUGUUUGUGAUACACAAUCGUCACACCCUGUCAACAUGGUUUUCAACUUACUUGCUUUAUUUGGGAGAACUGGUUGCUGAAUUUGAAUAUUGGGUGGAAGGGGUGUACCGAAUAGCUUUGACUGAUACGUCCUGCACUUGGUGAAAUAUCUACAUACGGUGACGCAGGCGCAAAAGAAGUCGCCAAGGCCUGGAUUGAACAGCUUAACCUCUGGCAUGAAGUGAUUUGUCACCUGCUGUCACUUCUGUGAAGUGAGUGUGUAGUUGGGGUGGGGUGCAGGGGGGGGGGGGCGCUGCCCCUGCUCUUUAAGACCACGCUAAACAUAUAAGCAAGGUACAGGAAAUAUUUUUGUAUAUUUCCCCGAUGCCAUUUCAUACUCUUUUCAGAAGUCAUGUAAAUACAUAUCGGUCACAUGUAAAUGUUGUAAAGAGACUUGGGGUGACUUUGACGGAUGUCUGUUUGCACCUGUUUUCACUGUGUUUUAGGUGUAAUUUCAGGUGUGGAGCGACGCUGUAGAACCGUUUAACUCAACAGCUCCAACCACAAAAAGAAAAGUUGACAGUUGAGAUGAAAUCAUUGUCGCUGAAUCUUUGAAAUCAGAACUCCAAUGAGGGGCGAAGCUAUUGAAAUCUGUUCAUUCAGUAAGCUGACACUGAAAUCUGAAAAGCUGUUUCUUUUUUUCUUUUUUCUUUUUUCAGGCAGUCCAACUUGUAUUUGUGUUGAACUGAAGACACAGAGCGGAGCCAGCUGAUAGGACCGUGGACAAGAGUAAAUUAUUAGGCAAAUAUAUAUAAAUAGUUUUUAUCUGUGUAAGAUGAUAGCAAAACACAUCUAAAUAGGGCCGUAAUAUUAGGCAGGUGUGACUCGGGUCACCUCUAACCUUUGUGCCAAAAGAUGCAUUUGCUAAAAUUUAUAGUUGGGGGCGGGGGGGGGAUGGGCCUAGAGGGAAGUGAAACGUAACUCUUGAUAUAAAGAAAAGCGAUCACUUUGGACCGGCUCUGUUUUGGUCUCUGAAUUGAUGAGAUUAUUACUUUUUCACGUGAUCUUUCUGUAUCACAGCCAGAUGCAUGUCUGUCAGAGGGGCGAUGUGGGUUGAAAAAAGAAGUCUCUUAUGAUCCUAAAAAAUGAAAACAACACGAGCAUGUCAUAAAGAAAAUAUCCAUCUCUUUGUCAGUUGUGCAAUAUUUUCUUUUGGGGGGGGGGGGGGGGGGGAGAAUCCCUUGUCGUCAAUUCUGACCACAGUUUGAUCCCAUUCUUUUAGUUCAGCAUCUCAGUUGCUGCUCUGUACAUUUUAUUUAUGAGAUUAUUUCCUGAAGGAGAUAUAGUAUCUAUAUAUACUGUAUAUUGUGGAGUUUUCUGAACAUUUCUUUGUGUUAAUAAAAACUUGUGUAGCCCAAAAUGGGGUUGGGUCAAAAAAGGGGGAGGGGGGGGGUCAGAUUUUCUGUGUUUUGUGAAGUUUGCAUUGGAUGGAAAAGAUGUGAAUGAGUAAAUGCCCAGUUUAGUGUAAUUGGUAGACUAGUUAUGUAGAGUGUAACUGUCAAGUCAAGGUGUGUCUGUAUUCAACUGUGCAGUCUACCGAUCCCAUCAGUGUUAAAUCUAUUCUAUUUAAAUGUGUGUGGUCAUGGCUUCUUACACAUACACAAACAUCGUUGACACAAGUUCACAAGUGUAAGCCACUGAGUUCCUGGUAAGAAGUUGCCUGUGGACUUCGGCUACGGGUUCACUUUGAACUGAUUUCCUGAGAUGACCUGUUGUAGAUAAUGUAGGAUUUGGCUUUUCUUUAGAAAAGGUAUGUGCUUUGUAUUUGUAGAUGUAGACUUAAAUGACAAAAACACUUGAAAAGAGUCUGAUUUGGUGACUGAACGUUUAUAGUGAAUGGAUAGUAAGGCAUGCCAUGUAAAUUAUUUUAUAAUUGUAUAUGUCACGCAUCUUUUGAAUAAAAUGUCAUUGUUUUCUGAAAAA
This is a messenger RNA of Anarrhichthys ocellatus (wolf-eel), 9789 nucleotides long. It is a transcript of the gene tulp4a, whose product is annotated as TUB like protein 4a. The coding region runs from base 1563 to 6953 and encodes 1796 amino acids. The record is from RefSeq and is a predicted model, not a curated record. Lineage: Eukaryota; Metazoa; Chordata; Actinopteri; Perciformes; Anarhichadidae. The transcript has 14 exons. Gene Ontology annotation, molecular function: protein binding.